Molecule: messenger RNA, 2400 nt
Organism: Exaiptasia diaphana
Lineage: Eukaryota; Metazoa; Cnidaria; Anthozoa; Actiniaria; Aiptasiidae
Product: tRNA:m(4)X modification enzyme TRM13 homolog
Exons: 14
Coding region: 92-1456 (454 amino acids)
Biological process (GO): tRNA methylation
Source: RefSeq, a predicted model, not a curated record
UGUUGUUGCCCUGGUUAUAGUUUGACCCAUAGCGAAGAGCCUGGGAACCACAACACGUUUCAAAUGCGCAUGCGUCAUAGCUAAAAACAAAAUGGCGGACGAAGUGGAAAAAACUGCGACUAGAACAACAUGUGGAUUUUUUAUGGCGAGAAAAAAUCGUUUCUGCAAAAUGAUUGUUGGAAAAGGAAAGAGGUAUUGUGGUGAACAUUCACAUCUUGGUGGAGAAGAUAAGGCUUGUGGUCGUACAAGAAUACCAUGUCCUUUGGACCCAAAACAUACUGUAUUUGAAGAUCAGCUCCAAAAACAUCUCAAACGCUGUAAUGUUAAAAAGAAAACUGAUGUGAUAUAUUUUGAAAAGAAUAUAAACUCUGGUUURACAGACUACAAACCAACAGAGGGAGAAACAACUCCAUUACCAGAUGUAUCACUACAAACAGUUAAAGAGUUGAUAAAUAGAGUAAAAUAUAUACAUCAAGAUAAUUGUCCAGAAAUAAAAGAAUCCAUCUUAUCCCACAGUAUUUUUAAUGAUGAAUUAUCAAAAAGUGAAUACGGUACUUCGGCAUUGAAGCAUCUUAAACAGCAGGCGUCAUUAAUUGGUCAUUUACAAAAGCUUGAUCUCUUGAAGUCUGAUACAGUGUACUUAGAAUUUGGGGCAGGGAAAGGAAAGCUUUCGCACUGGAUCCAACAAGCAAUUCCUAAUGCAAGCAACACUGAGUUUGUUUUAAUAGAUAGAGCAAGUAAUAGACAUAAGUUUGAUUCUAGUCAUAAAAGGAAUGAUCAAGGACCUGACUUUAAGAGACUGAACUUGGACAUAGAACAUCUUAAUUUGGGCAAAGUGCCUUUAGUUGGGAAAUCCUCGAAGGAUAUUACUGCAGUAAGCAAGCAUUUAUGUGGGACAGCGACUGACCUUACAUUGCGUUGCUUGUUUGAAACACUCAGUGAUAAAGUUUGCAAUGACAAUAUUAAUAGCAGCAAAGAUUCCUCAGACCAUGACCAAAGCCAUUCAAAAAGGUUAAAGAGUUCUCCUGAUAUCAAAGGAAUAGCCAUAGCCCUGUGUUGUCAYCACCAGUGUUAUUGGCCMCAUUAUGUUGGGAGACCAUUCCUUGAGGGACUUGGUUUUACUGCAGUAGACUUUCAUCUGAUAUGCUGCAUAAGCAGUUGGGCUACCUGUGGAAUAAGACCACCAAAGUCCAAUCCAGAUGUAAAAGAGAAUAAUGAAGAAAGUCAAGCSAAAACAGAAAAUAUCACUGGACAUGUACAGUCUUUAGGUCUGUCCAUUGCAGAACGGGAAGAUAUUGGUAGACAAUGUAAAAGAUUGUUGGACCUGGGCAGGUUAUGGUAUCUAAGAACAAAGGGAAUGUCUGCUAAACUCUGUUACUAUGUAGACAGGUCAGUUUCUUUAGAAAACGUUGUAUUAUUAGCUACAGAAGAUAGAUUAAGAGAGGAAGAUAGGUGAUGAGAAAAUGAAAUGAUGCAACAUCAAGCUGAUGCUUAAAAGUUUAAAUAUUUACACUGUUUAUCAAGCUGGCGUAGAAACUGUGAACUGAGAUUUUUGAUUAAUAAGAGAUUAAUAUAUUGCAGCCAAUUAAUAAUAUUACAUUACAAAAAUAUCUUUUUAUGACAUUUUAUUUUUCAUUAAUUUGUAGUCAAAAUUAUGAUUUUCACAUACAAUCAUGGCUCGUAAGCCUAGAUUAUUACUAUUCCUAUCUAAAUCCAAUUAUAAUAUUUAAAUAAAUACUUAUUUCCCCAUAACCUUGUUUGGCUCAUUUAUUAAAACAUGAAAUCCAUGCUCCUUAACAUUCAAAUUUKCUGUUUGAAUGCUAAAUAAUGUCAUCCAUGUAUUAGCGAAAAGAAUCGUAUUUUCAAAUAAUGGAAGAAUGUUCUGGAGCAUGCAAAAAAGCAUACAAGAAAUGCUCCAUUUUAAUAUUUAAUCUUGUUGAAAACUAUGAUCUAUAAUGAAAUUGUAAAAUAUUGUUGAAAAUAUAUUGCAAUGGAUUUUCUAUAUAAGCUUUUUGUAAUUAUUAUACAAUAUAUUCAGAAAUAUAGACUAUCUAGAGAACAAGAAAAAGAAACAUGGCAGCAAACUUUAUCAAGGUGCAGAUUGGCCCUAUUUUUCCCUUAUUUCACCACAAUGACAGAAGACUUUUCUAACAAAAUACAACCGUCAUCAUAGUUUUUUGAUUAGAGAUUUUUUUUACUGCUUCUUUACUAUACAAAAUGUAAAAGAGUAGAUUUGACCUUGAAGAAAGUCCUUUUUUGGAUUUSUUCAGAAAGAAAAAGACAAACCUUUACUGGAUUUGAAGAAAAUAUCCAGAUAAACUAGAAAAUGUUUUAUUUUUGUUUGUUUUUAAGUAUAAAAAGAUUGACUACUGGGCUGGGUUGUUCAAAGCCUGAUUAACG